GCAGUUGAGAAUGGCGUUGAUGCAACUAAUUAGUAACCGUCCAGAGACACCGUACUUCCGGCCACCACCCUUGCAUGUCUGUGUGUUAAGAAUUUGUGAACAGCCAAGGGUGAUUACUUGGGAUGUAAAGGAGGGAGUGGCAACAUCUGUCACUAAAAAGUAUAAUAAAGUGGCAGCCAUUUCUGAUGGCAACACAGUUGUUAAGGUGACUUUUUAUGAGGAGUUUGUGUCAAAAGUGCAGCAGGGCUUUUCGUACAUUAUGAAAGGGCAUGAGCUAAGAGGGACAGCUCCCCCUUAUGCUAUUCCUAUUAGUGCUUUGACACAAUUCUUCAAGUCGUCUGCACUUUCUGUGGCACAAGAGCUUUUUUCCAAAGCAGAGGAGCUUUUGCAUCCCCCGGCUCCUUUGAUCGACCUGAAAAUGAGCUCCACAAAUGUGGGGCUUAUAACAGUAGAGGGGGAGGUUGUGGAGUGUUUGGCCACCAGGAAAGUGCUGUCAGGGAAACAAGGAGUUCCCAUCAAAAAUUUGCAGCUAAAACAGGAUGGUUGUACCAUGAGAGUGUGUUUGUGGAGGGAGGCGGCCAUUCAUCAGCUUCACGUGGGAGACCACAUAAAGGUGUCCCAUGUUAAGGUGAAGCAGUCAGCUUUUGGAUUAGAGCUGCACAGUACGGUAUUUACAAAGAUUGAGACAACUGAAGAGGAACGUGCACAAGUAAAUGUCAUCGGCGUUACCACCACCAACAGCUCCAACCAGCUAGAGGUACUCUUGGAGGGUGGAGAGAGCCUGUAUAUUGAAGCAGAGAUGUGGCAGCCAUUUGACAAAGACCUGGAAAAGGCCAUGGUCUGUGUCAACAUAAAAGUGAAAGGAAAGCAUAUUUCAGAGAUGAAACAAAACUCAGCGUGAAUAAUUUGUUUGUGGUAUAGAAAAUGUUCAUUAUGUAAAAAGUUAAAAGGUUUCAAAUGUUAGUGUUCAUAUGUCAAAAAAGUUGUA
Messenger RNA from Oreochromis aureus, 988 nucleotides. RefSeq lists its product as uncharacterized. The record is from RefSeq and is a predicted model, not a curated record. The coding region runs from base 11 to 901 and encodes 296 amino acids. The transcript is spliced from 5 exons. Lineage: Eukaryota; Metazoa; Chordata; Actinopteri; Cichliformes; Cichlidae.